Clonostachys rhizophaga is the source of this 1680-nucleotide messenger RNA. The record is from the annotation of a GenBank genome assembly. NCBI's taxonomy places the organism in Eukaryota, Fungi, Ascomycota, Sordariomycetes, Hypocreales, Bionectriaceae.
AUGCGGCGGCUUAUUUCUCGAGGCGCCUCUGCUCCUCGAGCUUCCAUGGCGGCGGCCAGGAUGACCUCUGUCUCCUCAGUGCUGGCUCCCCGGGGGAUUCAUGCCUCAUCGCGGCAUCUGAAGCCUGUCGCCGCCGCGGCCGCACAGAGCUAUCCCACGACCCAUGAGAAGAUCGCCAAGGUAGAGAACACCCCUUACUUCCUGAACAACGAGUUUGUGCAGUCCAAUACGGACAAGUACAUCGACCUCCCGGACCCAGCUACCAACAAUCUCGUCACCCGUGUGCCUCAGAUGACGGAUGCGGAGAUGGAGGCUGCUGUUGAGAGCGCUGAAUUGGCGUUCAAGUCGUGGAAGAACACUACCGUGCUCCACCGGCAGCAGAUCAUGUUCCGCUUCGUGCAAUUGAUCAAGGACAACAUGGACCGUCUGGCCGCUAGUAUUACUCUAGAGCAGGGCAAAACCUUUGCUGAUGCCAAGGGUGAUGUGCUCCGUGGUCUCCAGGUCGCCGAGGCAGCUGUUGGAGCCCCAGAGCUACUCAAGGGAGAGGUCCUCGAGGUUGCCAAGGAUAUGGAGACCAGGAGCUAUCGCGAGCCCCUGGGAGUAGUUGCUGCUAUAUGUCCCUUUAACUUUCCGGCAAUGAUUCCUCUGUGGUGUAUUCCUAUCGCUACCAUCACCGGCAACACACUUAUCCUCAAGCCUUCAGAGCGUGAUCCAGGAGCCGCCAUGAUUCUUUCAGAACUCGUUCAGAAGGCCGGCUUUCCAGACGGCGUUGUGAAUGUGAUCCACGGUGCUCAUCGUACUGUUGAUUUCAUUCUGGACGCACCAGCUAUUAAGGCCAUCAGCUUUGUCGGAGGCAAUAAGGCUGGCGAGUACAUCUUUUCUCGAGGCUCUGCCAACGGCAAGCGCGUCCAAGCCAACUUGGGGGCCAAGAACCACGCUGCUGUCCUCCCCGAUGCCAACAAGAACCACUUCAUCAACUCCGUGGUUGGAGCUGCCUUUGGAGCUGCUGGUCAGAGAUGCAUGGCUCUCAGCACGCUAGUCAUGGUUGGCGAGACAAAGGAGUGGCUUCCCGAGAUUGCCGAACGAGCUCGGGCUCUUCAGGUCAACGGAGGCUUUGAGGAGGGUGCCGACCUGGGACCUGUCAUUUCCAAGCAGAGUCUGGAACGGAUCGAGCAUCUUAUUUCUACGGCCGAGAAGGAAGGUGCUACUAUUCUCCUUGACGGGCGGGGUCAAGCACCAGCGAAAUAUCCCGAUGGGAACUGGAUCGGCCCAACUAUUAUCACCAACGUCACACCAGAGAUGACCUGCUACAAGGAAGAAAUCUUCGGUCCUGUACUAGUGUGUUUGAAUGUGGAAACUAUUGAUGACGCUAUUGAGCUUAUCAACAACAACGAGUACGGCAAUGGAACAGCCAUCUUCACGCGGUCGGGCUCGACAGCAGAGACAUUCCGACGCAACAUCGAGGCAGGCCAGAUCGGUAUCAAUGUCCCGAUCCCAGUGCCUCUGCCCAUGUUUUCCUUCACCGGAAACAAGAAGAGCAUUGCUGGUGGCGGGGCAAGCACCUUCUACGGUCGACCCGGCAUCAACUUUUACACCCAGCUCAAGACUGUGACCGCGCUGUGGCAGAGCGCAGAUGCGGUGGCCAAGAAGGCGAGCGUUCACAUGCCGACGCUUCAGUGA